This is a messenger RNA of Stegastes partitus (bicolor damselfish), 3600 nucleotides long. RefSeq names its product adenylate cyclase type 8. Lineage: Eukaryota; Metazoa; Chordata; Actinopteri; Pomacentridae. The transcript is spliced from 20 exons. The coding region runs from base 46 to 3600 and encodes 1184 amino acids. Gene Ontology annotation, biological process: intracellular signal transduction; adenylate cyclase-activating G protein-coupled receptor signaling pathway; cAMP biosynthetic process. The record is from RefSeq and is a predicted model, not a curated record. Gene Ontology annotation, molecular function: adenylate cyclase activity. Gene Ontology annotation, cellular component: plasma membrane.
CUCCUGAUCUGAGACCAACAGUUGGGGUCGGCCGAGGUCGUCGCCAUGGUGACCUUCGCCGAGACGACGCAGGUCUCCCCGAUGGAGCUGCGCGAGCCGCCCUGCCUGACCGCCACCCUGUCCCCCGGGCUGCGGCGGAAAAAGAUGCUGUGGCAGAACGCAGUGAAGCACAUCAUUAUCCAGCAGGAGCUCAGCGCCCAGGUGGGUGUGGAACCAGCGCGCAAAAUCUUUGUGACCGACGCAUACAUGGAGGAGAUCAACAGACAAAUCCGCAGCAAGGCCUCACGCGGGGUCACCAAACGUCGUUCCUCCUCGUUCAGAGUCCAGCCCUCCAUCACCCGCGGUUCCACCAGCACGCACGGCAGCGUCGGCGGUUGCGUCAACGACUAUUCCAGCGACGCCGACUUCUUUGUGUACUGGGGUGACACUGUUCGCGGUGUCUACAUACCCAUGCUGAGGCACACCUUCAAGUCCUGGGACCUUGAGAAACUCUACCAGCUACACUCUUCUCACCAAAGACGAAACUCCCUGGCCAUCACCAACGUGAUCGACGCUGUGGCCAAGCUGCACGUGUUGGUUCUGUACCUGGCCUUGGCCCCCGAGGCCGUGACCGACACGGUGCGAGGCUGCCUGACAGGCUUUUUCAUGGUGUUAGCCAUAGCUCUCUGUAUCUUGGUGUUGACCUGCAAAGAUUCCAUGUCCCCGCGGUGGCUUCACUACGCUGGCCUUGCUAGCUGGUUGUCGCAGACCACACAGGUGCUGGGGGGACUGGUGUACGGACUGGAAAAAGACCCAUCGUGGUACGUUUUGUUCACAUUGUUCGCAACCUACACGCUGCUGCCGUUACCUCUGCUGUGGGCCAUGUGCGCCGGUUCCCUCACCUCAAUACUGCACCUCCUGGUGGAGACAGUGCGCUACCACAAUGAUGCUAUGCUUUUGAGAAAGGUGCUUGCCAAAGGCCUCCUGUACCUCGGUAUGAACACAGCUGGCUUGUUCAUCCACUACCUGACAGACCAUGCCCAGCGACAGGUUUUCCUGGAGACGCGGCGCUGCAUUGAGGGUCGCCUCAGAUUAGAACAAGAGAACCAGAGACAGGAGCGUCUGGUGCUGUCGAUCCUACCUCGCUUUGUUGCCUUGGAGAUGAUUGCUGACAUGGGCUCUUUGGAAGAUGAACUCAACCCUCAGGAGUUUCACAAGAUCUAUAUUCACCAGUACAGAAACGUCAGCAUCCUUUUUGCAGACAUCAAGGGCUUCACCCUGUUGUCCAUGAACCUCUCAGCUCAAGAUCUGGUCCGAACCCUCAAUGAGCUCUUUGGACGCUUUGACCGACUGGCAGAUGAGUACCACUGCCUCCGGAUAAAGAUACUGGGAGAUUGUUACUAUUGUGUGUCGGGGGUCCCUGAGCCACAGCGUGCCCAUGCCCAGUACUGCGUUGAGAUGGGCCUGGCUAUGAUCAACACUAUACGGUACGUACGGAAGCAGCUGAAGUUCGACAUGGACAUGAGGAUCGGGAUCCACUCUGGCUCUGUCCUCUGCGGGGUGCUCGGCCUGCAGAAGUGGCAGUUCGAUGUGUGGUCCUGGGAUGUGGGCAUCGCCAACAUGCUGGAAGCUGGAGGGAUACCAGGACGCAUUCACAUCUCAAGGGCGACUCUGGAUUGUCUAGAAGGCACCUACAAGACGGAGGACGGUCAUGGCCGUGACAGGAACGAGUUCCUACGAAAGCACAACAUCGACACCUUCCUCAUCUGCCCUCAGGAGGACAGGAACAAAGCCAACCACGCCGAGCCUCCCAAAAUACAGAAACCGAUUCGAACCUGGACCCCAGAGAUAGCUUUUGGGAAUGUCAUCGACAUGAACUGUAUUCUUGCGUCCUUUACAAACGGCUCGCUGCCCAACAUAUGGCAGUCCACCUCCAAAGAGAUUAACAAACGCAUCAGGCAUGCUAUUGAAGUUCGAAGCAGUGAGCGCAUGCACAAAGAGCACAUCACUCCGCUGACUCUGGUGUUCAAGGACACGUACAUUGAGAACAAGUUCUCCCAGAUGAGAGAUGAGAUGUUCAACUCCAACCUGGUCUGCUCCUUCAUCAUGCUUCUCUUCCUCAUGGCCGCCCAGGCCCUCAUCCCCGCCCCCAGCGGGAUGUUUCCAGCCAUCCUCCAGUUCUCAGUCUUCCUGCUCGUCUACCUGCUGCUGCUGCUGAUCGCCCUCGCUGAGGAGUUCAAGUGGACUCCUGCAUCGCUGCAGCAGUUCUGCUGCUGGAUCCACGAGAACAACAGCGCCCGCAACCUGCUCACCCUCACGGCCAUCGUCAUCAACUUCGGCUUGGCCUCCGUCGACAUGGUGUGGUGUAUUCUCACAAACACAGGAGAGGCUGACAUGGAGAAGACCAGCGUGGGCUCACGUCCGCUCACUGUCUGCACGUACCCUGAGAUCUUCGUGCUGAGCGGCGUGAUCGCCAUGGUGACCUGUGCCGUGUUCCUGCGCAUGAACUCCCUGCUGAAGCUGGCGGUGCUGCUGCUGGCGGUGGCUGUUUACUCCUACCUCAUCCACCUGGCCUUCCUCACGCUCGCGCGCCACGACGUGCAGCACAGGUCUCACUAUCUCAGGAGAAAAUGGAUUUCCAUCCUUCUCAUGGCCAUGUUCAUCGUUGCUGUCUUCUACAAUGGACGGCAGUGGGAGGCUACUGCCAGACUGGACUUUCUGUGGCGUCUGCAGGCCCAGCGGGAGGUGGAGGACAUGAGGGAGCUGCGAGAACACAACGAGUGUUUGUUACACAACAUCUUGCCGCUGCAUGUCGCACGACAUUUCCUGGACCGGAGCAAGAAUGAUGAGGAGCUUUACGCCCAGUCCUAUGAUGAAGUGGGCGUUAUGUUUGCCUCCAUCGACGGGUUCAACGAGUACUUUGAGCAGAAAGAGAUCAAACAUGAAGGCGUGGACUGCCUCCGACUGCUGAAUGAGAUUAUUGCCGGCUUCGAUGAGCUGCUGGAGGAGUCGUACUUCCACUUUGUCGAGAAGAUCAAGACGAUCGGGAGCUGCUACAUGGCGGCGUCUGGUUUAGCUCCAGACAAACAGGCAUCGAUGGAUGAAUGGAAUCACCUCAGUGAGCUGGUUUUGUUUGCGCUGGCGAUGCAAGAAACACUGAAAGAGAUUAAUAGGCACUCUGCCCAAAAAUUUGACCUGCGUGUGGGCAUUGCGCAUGGACCGGUGGUCGCAGGGGUGAUCGGCGCCACCAAACCCCAGUAUGAUAUCUGGGGAUCAACGGUGAACCUGGCCAGCCGCAUGGACAGCACAGGUGUGAGCGGCCGCAUCCAAGUACCUGAGGCCACCCGCAAGAUCCUGACAGAGUGGGGCUUCGUCCUGGAGCUACGAGGAGAAAUCUUUGUCAAAGGGGUCAGCGAGCGCCAGGGGAAGGUCCGCACCUAUUUCAUCAGCAACAUGCGCAGCAAGAGGGCCAAUACCGGAGCAGACGGACACUACGGGGGGCGCUCAGGAGGACGCAUGACGCUGGCAGAAGUGGUGUUCGGCCUCGUCCAAGCCAGGCACAAGGAGACACAAAGGGACACCAACGGCUUCAAUCUGACUUCCUGCAAACUGCAGUGCUGA